UUUGCCUCUGCCUUCCAAACACAACCUCAACAUCCGGGCAGGAGUUUUCAAACAACACUGGCUAGCCGGUUAGCCGCUAAACAUUUUUGCUCAGGGAAUUACGGCUAACUUUUCUGAGAUUUUGCCGUGGGCUAGCCUGUUGUUUAACCAGCCAGCGAUGUCAGCGAGCUCCAAGCGGAGACGAGCUACUUCUCCCUCCAGCAGUGUGAGCGGAGGGGGAGACCUCGAUGAUGUCUCUUCCUCUACUCCUGGAAGUGGCAGAAAAAGAAAAAGAGUCUCCAAUGUCCCUCCUGUGGAUACGAUUGCUGUAUGCCAUGAAUUGUUCAACACUAUCAGAGACUACAAGGAUGAUCAAGGGAGGCAGCUUAGUGAAGUCUUCCAAAGGGUGCCAAAGAGGAGGAAUCAGCCUGAUUAUUAUGAAGUGGUGUCCCAGCCAAUUGAUAUGACGAAGAUUCAGUAUAAACUGAAGUCUGAGGAUUAUAAUGAUGUUGAGCAGCUUACUGCAGAUUUUCAGCUCCUGUUCAACAAUGCCAGAUCAUUCUACAAGAGGGACAGUGAGGAGUAUCAAGCUGCAUGCAAGCUUUGGGAAGUGUAUUUUCAAACAAGGAAUGAGUUUGUGCAACCUGGAGACAGAGAUGAGGAUGAUGAAGAUGGCGAUGAUAUGGAUAACCCAGGAAUGGCAACUGAAGAGGAGACUUCAGCUGGAAGUUUGAAGGAAGUGCUGGAGCAACUUUUGGAGGCUAUAGUCUCACAUGCUGAUCCCUCAGGGCGUCUGGUCAGUGAACUGUUCCAGAAAUUGCCUUCCAAAGUGCAUUACCCAGACUACUAUGCCAUUAUAAAGGAGCCGAUAGAUCUGAGAACAAUCGCUCAAAGAAUACAGAUUGGAUACUAUAAAAAUGUCAAUGCUAUGGCCAAGGAUGUUGAACUGAUGACCAAAAAUGCUAAAACUUACAAUGAGCCAGGAUCUCAGGUUUUUAAGGACGCCAACACCAUAAAGAAAGUCUUCAUCCAACGUAAGACAGAGCUUGAGCACGCAGAACCUACUAAAUCUAGUCUUCGUAUCAGAAAUCGCAGGUCUGGUCAGGGAGAUCGAAUUUCUGGUGUCAGUGUAGCUCUACAGUAUGGCUCUGAGAGUGAGGACGAUCCUGUGCUCUCAGGUUCUGUAUGCUAUGAUGAGGGAGAGUCAGAAGCUGAGAGUCAGAGUUCAAGUAUGGAGAUGAGCAACCCAAUCUUCCAACUGUACGAAGCUGUGAGGGGUGCCAGAAAUAACCAGGGCCAGAUGUUCUCUGAACCCUUUCAGCAGCUGCCCUCUCGCAGGGAAUACCCCGACUAUUAUCAGCAGAUAAAACAACCCACUUCUCUCCAGCAAAUCAGGGCAAAGAUGAAGAAUGGCGAGUAUGAAAGCGUGGAACAAAUUGAGGCUGACCUCAAUCUGAUGUUUGAGAAUGCAAAGCGCUACAACAUGCCUAACUCAAGCAUCUAUAAACGGGCUUUCAGGCUUCAGCAGAUCAUGCAGGCAAAAAAGAGGGAACUUCUAAGGAGAGAUGACGAAGAUGGGGACAGCAUUCUGUCUUCUGAUGCAGGGAGCGUUAAGAGAAAAAGCCACAAAAAAAAUGUGAAAAAGAACCGAAUGAAAGCCUUUUAUGCUGCCGUGACCGAGGCCAGGGAGGCAGGCACAAAUCGACGUCUGUGUGAUCUCUUUAUGGUUAAACCAUCCAAGAAGGAUUACCCUGACUACUAUAAUGUCAUCCUUGAACCGAUGGACCUGAAAACAAUUGAACAUAACAUUCGCAAUGAGCGCUAUGCCACAGAGGAAGCUCUGAUGGAAGACAUGAAGCUAAUGUUCCGCAAUGCCCGGCAUUACAACGAAGAGGGAUCUCAGGUAUAUAAUGAUGCUGACAUUUUGGAAAAGAUACUGAAAGAUAAGCGCAAGGAGAUGGGUCCUCCACCUGAGGAGGAGGAUGUGGGAUCUCCCAAACUGAAACUAAGAAAGAGUGGUGUUUCUCCAAAGAAGUCCAAAUACCUCACCCCUCUUCAGCAGAGGUUAAAUGAGCUGUAUGAUGCUGUGCGAAACUUCACUGACCGCCGAGGUCGGCGCCUAAGCACAAUCUUCCUCCGUCUACCCUCUCGUGCCGAGUUGCCUGACUACUACGCUACAAUCAAGAGACCAAUCGACAUGGAACGUGUGCGAAGCCACAUGGCUGCAGGCCGUUACCAAGAUGUCGACGCCCUGGUGGAGGACUUUGCUUUGAUGUUCAAUAAUGCCUGCAUAUACAACGAGCCUGAGUCUCUGAUUUAUCGGGAUGCUUUAGUGUUGCACCGAGUGUUGUUGGAGACACGGAAACAGCAAGAGGGAGGGGAGGAGUUUGGCCCUCCAGCUGUGGGUCUUCUGGUGCGAGAACUGAUCAGGAACCUGUUUGUAUCCGUGAUGGGUCACCAGGAUGAAGAGGGUCGCUGCUAUAGUGACUCACUGGCUGAGAUUCCUGCUGUUGAUCCAGCUGCUCCUGAAAAGCCGCCGCUUAAUUUUGAUGUCAUCAGAAUGAAUGUGGAGCGCGGUCGCUACAGGAGACUCGAUGUCUUCCAGGAACACACGUUUGAAGUGCUAGAGAAGGCAAGAAGGUUACACAGGACUGACUCUGAGAUAUUUGAGGAUGCAGUGGAGCUACAACAGUUUUUCAUCAAAAUCAGGGAUGAGCUGUGCAAGAAUGGCGAGAUUUUACUGUCCGUUGCACUCAACUACACGUUAAAACACCUCCACAGUGACGUAGACCAGGAAAAGAGGGAGAAAAUUCCCAAAGAGAUUGAAGAGGACAAACAAAAGAAGGAUGAGGAUGAAAACCAAGAAGACGAGAAGCCCGAGGACCUGGCGGGAGAGGCGUGGCAGUCAAAGCCAGAGCAUGUGUACAGUCAAGACUGCAGAUUUGAAAACAGUACCUACCACGUGGGGGACUUCGUCUAUGUGGAGCCGUCAGAACCAAACCUCCAGCCCCACAUUGUCUGUAUAGAACGUCUUUGGGAGGAUGAAGCAGGUGAGAAGUGGCUCUAUGGCUGCUGGUUCUACAGACCCAGUGAAACCUUUCACUUGGCCACACGCAAGUUUCUGGAAAAAGAAGUCUUCAAGAGUGACUACUACAACAAAGUGUCCAUCAGUAAGGUUUUGGGCAAAUGUGUGGUCAUUUUUGUGAAGGAUUAUUUCAAAAUGCAACCCGAGGGCUUCAGACCUGAGGACGUUUAUGUGUGUGAAUCCCGCUACACUGCCAGGAACAAGUUUUUCAAAAAGAUCAAGAUUUGGGCCAUGCCGGAGAGUUCCUUUAAAUUAGUCCCUCGGGAGUCGCCUCUUCCUGUUGUUCGUGUAGCCUCAAUGUUUGUGAAGCCUGACCAGGAAAAACCGGUGGCAUAUACAGUCAAUGGCUUUGUAGAGAAGGAGAGAGAGGAUGUCCCUACGGAGAUGAGUGGAGCUGAGCCCGGCUGCCAGUACUAUGAACAGUUAUGCUACAAAAACAUGUGGUUUAAAGUGGGAGACUGUGUUUACAUUCAGUCUCAUGGAUUAUCAAAACCUAGGGUUGCCAGGAUAGAGAAGCUGUGGCUACAGAAUGGAACUACAUUCUUCUUUGGACCCAUCUUCAUUCACCCUGAGGAAACGGAGCAUGAGCCCACGAAGAUGUUUUACAAGAGGGAGGUGUUUCUGAGUCAUUUGGAGGAGACGCUGCCCAUGACUUGUGUCAUAGGCAAAUGUGUAGUGUCUUCCUUUAAGGACUACCUGUCAUGCAGACCCACCGAGCUUUCAGAAGACGAUGUACUGCUGUGCGAGAGCCGUUACAUUGACAGUGAGAAGAUGAUGAAAAAGUUCAAGGGUCUGAAACGCUUCUCGUACUCUUCCAAAGUGGUUGAGGAUGAAAUCUACUACUUCAGAAAAUUAAUAGUGCCACAGAAGGAAGCAUCACCAAUUUUGGACAAGAAGAUAGAUGAGCUUGAGGUUAAACUGGCAGAUAUGGAGGAUGCAGAUGAUGACAUGGAAGACAUGGAUGAGGAUGAGGAAGCUCCAGAGACACCUUCUUUGCCUCAGAUGCAAACCCCACUUACAAACGACAUGGAUGUCAUGCCAUACACACCCUCGCAGACCACUCCUAAGGUUAAAGGCUUGUCAAAGAAGGAAGGGGCCAAGAGAAAGAUCAACAUGAGUGGUUAUAUCCUCUUCAGCAGUGAAAUGAGAGCAGUGAUAAAAGCUCGUCACCCAGACUUUUCCUUCGGGGAGCUGAGUCGACUGGUAGGCACCGAGUGGAGGAACCUCGAAGCUUCCAAGAAGGCAGAGUAUGAAGAGCGUGCAGCCAAAAUAGUGGAACAGCAAGAGCGUGAGAGGCCACCUCAGAAGCAAGCUUCCCCAAGAGCAGGUACCCCUGUAGGGGCACUGAUGGGGGUGGUACCUUCGCCUAGCACUAUGGGAAUGAUAAACCAGACCAUGACACCUGUGUCAGGCAUGAUGGGAGCUUACGGUCCACCUUACAUGCCAAUGCAGGGCCCCCAUGAGGGUUUGCUGAGUGUGGCCCCAAUGCCACCUCACCCUACAGGGGGUCCUCACCUGCCUCCUCACCAUCUCCAGCAAGGUAUGCCCGGGUACCCUGGCAUGCCUCAUCAGGGGAUGAUGGGCACUGGUAUGAAUGGCAUGGCGGGAAGUCCUGCACAAGGAAACUUUAUUCAGCAGCCUGGGAUGUUUAGCCCAGGACAGCAUGCUCCUCCACCCUACCCUGGACAAGGACAGUUAGGCCAACCCUCACAUUUGCAGCCCACCACUCCCAUGUUUGUGGCUCCACCACCAAAGACUCAGAGAGUGCUUCACUCAGAGGCCUACCUGAAGUACAUAGAGGGCUUAAAUUCAGACUCCAGCACUGUUAGCAAGUGGGACCAAGCACUCAAAGCGCAAAGGCGAGAUUCUCACCUGACCAAAGAACAAGAGAGUCGGCUGCCAGCUCACUGGCUGAAGAGCAAAGGAGCCCACACCACCAUGGUGGAUGCACUGUGGCGUCUGCGUGACCUGAUGUUAAGAGACUCUCUGAACAUCUGUCAGGCUCACAACCUGUAACCUGUUGAACUUACAGACCACUCUGCUCAGUCACUGCUCUUAUCCUCAAGUCACAGAGUUUAGCUUGUAGACCCUAGAAGCAAUAUUUUAUAGUGAAUCAUGAGCAAUUUUAUAUUUAUUAGCUAACAGUUAAUUGUGUGCUGCAUUUCAUUUUUUUUAUACCAUUUGGAUGAAUAGUUCUGCUAAACCUGUGAUUUUUGGCUUAUUGGUGCAAAUAAAUUUGUCAAUACCCCAAAUA
Molecule: messenger RNA, 5318 nt
Organism: Haplochromis burtoni (Burton's mouthbrooder)
Lineage: Eukaryota; Metazoa; Chordata; Actinopteri; Cichliformes; Cichlidae
Product: protein polybromo-1
Exons: 30
Coding region: 158-5080 (1640 amino acids)
Biological process (GO): chromatin remodeling
Cellular component (GO): RSC-type complex
Molecular function (GO): chromatin binding; protein binding
Source: RefSeq, a predicted model, not a curated record